Messenger RNA from Rhagoletis zephyria (snowberry fruit fly), 4105 nucleotides. Its product is annotated as zinc finger protein 2 homolog. Gene Ontology annotation, cellular component: nuclear body; nucleus. NCBI's taxonomy places the organism in Eukaryota, Metazoa, Arthropoda, Insecta, Diptera, Tephritidae. The record is from RefSeq and is a predicted model, not a curated record. Gene Ontology annotation, molecular function: RNA polymerase II cis-regulatory region sequence-specific DNA binding; DNA-binding transcription factor activity, RNA polymerase II-specific. Gene Ontology annotation, biological process: regulation of transcription by RNA polymerase II; positive regulation of DNA-templated transcription.
AAGCUUUUUUUUUAACAGAAUCUGUAGAAGGUGAAGACCUGGGUUAUUCCAUUAUUUUGAAAUAAUCGUAUCAACACUACCAUCUCUAAAUCUGAUUUGUUUAUAAAUUGUGCGCGUUUUGGCUAUCACAAAAAACUUAUUUUCUCAGCAAACAUAUAUCAUACUGCCGCGGGAGCAAACUAAUAAAGUAUUAAUAUAAACAUUGCGACAUUGCGAUACCAUGGACGUAAAGUCUUUCAACUCGAAAAUUGAGUGUAGGGAUUUAAAAAAAUGUGGCGAAAUCGCCACAUUGUUGUCAUCUGAGAAACCAGAAUUCUUCCUUAAUUGCGGGUUUUGCGACUAUACUUUUCUCCAACUCGAAAAUUUUAUCCGACAUAUUUAUGAAGAUCAUAUUCUAGAGUUUUCUCAACUCGAAUUAAAACAGGAAGAAGACAUAAAAGAAUUUGAAGAAGAGGAAGCUGUUUUCCAAACGGAAAAUCGUGACAAUAGUUUUGUGUUUAAGGACUUUGAAAGAGUUGAAAUCGAAUUAGACACAAGAAUAGACCCUUGCAUAGAGAUCAAAAAUGCAACACCUAAUGAAUUUAUGGACGAAGAAUUGUUGGAUAACACUAAAACUGAAGAAUCGUAUGACUUUGAUUUUUUUGGAAAAAGAGAAGAACCUAGAAGACCUUCAGACACUACUUCAAACCGACAGCAAACUAACAAGAAAAAAUGUGAUUGGAGCGAAAUGGAGGAUAACACAAAAACUGAAGAAUGGGAUGACUCUGAACUUCUAGAACAAAAAUCAGAACCCAGAAGAGCCUCAGAAACUAUCUCGAACCGACCGCACACUAACAAGAAAAAAUGUGAUUGGAACAAAACUGAGCAAAGCAACAAUAAUAAAAACUAUGAAGACUCUGAUCUGGAAGACGAUUAUACUGAAGGCCCCUCAAAAGGUGGUACUCAGAGCAAAUACAACUCUAAUAACAAAUGUCCUCGAAAUAGUUCAAUAUUGGAUGAUGCGCAAUGCAUAGCUUUGGCUGAAAUAUAUAAAUUAAAUGCUUGCCUUUGGAAUGAGGAGGAAAUCGCUUAUAGGUUCAGAAAUAGACGCCGAGAGGCUUUAAGCGCUGUUUUUAAUGCAUUUAACACAAAAACUGGUCUGAAACUGUUACAACAGGAUUUGGAAAAAGAAAUUAUACUGUUACGAAAAAUCUGCUCAAAUGAAAAGAAACUAAAAAUAGCAUGCAAAAAAAAUAAUUCCAUUCAUAAACCCACCUACCCAUUUUACGAUCAUAUAGCAUUCCUCGAAGUCGACGUUGCGCCCUUUGAAUGCUCCCAAUGUGGGAAAUUGCUUCCUGGGUUAGGUCAGCUCAAAGUACAUUUUGCAAAACACGAUGGCUCGCUGCCCUUCAAAUGUAAUGUCUGUGGCCAUGGUUUUCAUUUAAGUAAUAAUUUGACGGUACAUCUGAGAAGACACGUACAGGACUACCAGUACAAUUGUGAAGUGUGCAACAAGCCGUGCGCAACAACCACAGAAAUUAAAAUCCAUAUGCGUACACACACAGGCGAAAGGCCCUAUGUUUGUUCUAUUUGUGGCGAGAAGGCUUUGACGUCAUCGCACCUUUUAUUGCACAUGCACCGGCGUCACGAAAAGCGACCUCUUCACAAAUGUAAACUUUGCCCAAAAACGUUCUAUGAAAGGAGAAGGUUGCGCGAUCACUUGGCCGUCCAUAAGAAUGUACGAGAUGAAAUUUGCAGAGUGUGUAAGAAGGGCUUUAAAAAUGUUAAGCAAUUGCGACAGCAUCAGCUGAUUCACAACGCGGAAAAGAAAUAUACAUGCAAAUUUUGUGGAAAACGUUUUGCGCAAAGUUCGGGACUUUGUGGUCAUAUGAAAACUCACGGUACAUUACCCCAGAAAGUGCUACAUGCUGAUUAGGAUAAAUUAAACUAAGUUUCUAUUGAAAUAAGUUUAUAAGUGUAACUUCUCAUCAUUAACUUAAUUAAAAUAAAACCCGACUUCUGGAUUAAACAUGUGUUUUACAAGAACUUAUUUCAUGGCCAGCUAGCAAUUCUAAGAUUCGGAGCAUUGUCUGUGAUCAUAGCUUCAAGGCAACGCUUCCAUCCUCUCUUAAUUUUUUCGUAAUAAGAAUGCAAGGUAGAAUCAAUUCCAAUAUGGUCGGUUCUACGUUUAUCGGAUUGACACGGAGUACCAUCUCCGACCAACGACCACCACUAUAGCAGCCUUUUUUUGCCAUGGGAGCAUGGCCUACGAGCAAGUCUGCUCCGCAUACUCCUAAUACAUAAAAUAAAGCAUCGUGCCGUGGACAUGUAGUGUUUGGCGCACAAAUAUACAUAUGUAACUCUUUAAGCUGCAACAACUGGUACCGCCUAAAAGCAUGCUCGGAUGUGCGGCACAACAGAAAGGAGCGCCAACUGUGUUACAUAGUGUCGCAACAACUCACUACAAACGCGGCGCUCUGCACAAGCUCCCACCCAACCAUUAACCAGUGGACCAACUCCCAGCACGCAACCCAGGACAUUCACUCAGCACAAAUGGUUCUGCAGCGUUAGCACCAAUCUGGUGAGGCCCAAUGCAACAUUUUUAAGGUGCAUUCAAUAAUUGGUACAACCAUCGUGCGUGGAGUGCUGCAACUUGCGGCUUACUCACAACACCCACCGCCAAUCGCAGCAUACACCGAAACCGAUGCACAGGCCGGUGAUAACACCAGCGGUUGCACCAUUUGGUCCACAACCAGCACUGUUACCACACGCGUAACAAUCACCAGGCUAAAACCGGUCAUACUAUUGCAGUUCAAUUGCAACGGUCUUCAAGGUAAGAUCGAUGAGAUAGUCAGUUUUAUGAGGAGUAAUAAAAUUUCAGACUCGGCCGUCCAGGAGAUUGAACACCACUGGGGCUCGAAGCGUCUGAAUUAGGAUGACUUUACUUUUCUUGGAAGAGAUCGGCGCGGGAGGCGACAUCGCCUUAUAUUGUAUAACGCGGUACCGACCUCUCGCGUCAAACCACAUGCCCUUAGUAAUCGCGUUAGACCAGCCUAUAGCUUUUUCUUAUUCGAGAACCGUACAUAAGCACCCGGGAAGGCCAACGGGCACAGUUUUACAGAAUAUACCGACCGCAAAUUCAACACUUUUACACUGCAAUCAUUUGCGCGCAUAACUGACCAAAACUUCCGCGGGAUCAUCAACACAGCAGCCGGCAGGAUGGCUAAAAUCCGCCCAGGGACUCGCAGACGUGCAAGAGCAAAUCCAACUGGCUAAAGGCUCAGUUCUGCAUACUUUGCACUGCACUUCAGUAGAAGUCAAAAAUCAACAGACUUUUACAUAUGUAAUGCUGUGCGUUGAGUAAUCUCUUACACGCAAAUCUCAUUUAAAAGAUUUCUUAUGUGACAACUCUCAUGCAAUGCCAAGUAUGCAUAACUGAGCCUUAAUCCUGGGGUUUCCUGCAUCAGCGAUGUCAACAUGGCAAUUAGCAUCUCCGGACUUGCAAUCAACCCUGCGGAGCAACCAAACUGUGGACGACAGUUAAGAUUCUUUCCCAUCGGAUGAAACGUAAGGACAGCGGUUGCCCUUACAUUUGGCAAUACCGCAACGUUGGAUCCGCAGACGUUCGCGCACUUCAGCCGGCAAUUCAUUGCAUGAUCAGAGAGAGACAAAGCCCGCCGUAGUAAGCUACACAAAGCUCGAAAGCUCCGCCCGAUACACAACAAAGUCCUUUGCAACGAAAGAGGCACAUGCCACCGUCAACAACGCCAAAGCGGAAGGCACAGGUGAAAUUUCCACGCAGAUGCUGAAUAAGCUAGGGAAUGCGGUAGUUGAGUAAAUCACCUCCGCAUUCAACUUAUCACUGUCCACCGGCUCCGUGAAUUAUGGCCGCGUGUAUUAAGACCGCGGUCAAAAAAUGAAAUUAGGCCGCCAAACAAAUAAGAAGGCGGCCUUAAUUCACGCGGUAAAAAUUCCAUCCCACAUAGAUCACUUUUCUACGUAGGCGGCCUUCGGCCGCGCUUAGGGAUUAUAACACUCACUAAGUGGAAUUCUCCUUUCUGUGUUGCCGAAGAAGAGGAGCUCACACCUUUUGUAGAACACGUUUCUGCGUAGGCGGCCUUCGGCC